Messenger RNA from Engraulis encrasicolus (European anchovy), 809 nucleotides. RefSeq names its product secretory calcium-binding phosphoprotein 5 (gene scpp5). NCBI's taxonomy places the organism in Eukaryota, Metazoa, Chordata, Actinopteri, Clupeiformes, Engraulidae. The record is from RefSeq and is a predicted model, not a curated record. The transcript is spliced from 11 exons. The coding region runs from base 47 to 595 and encodes 182 amino acids.
UGAUUCCUCAAAUUCGACUCCCAGGAGAAUAAGAGUGUGGAUUUGUAUGACCAUGUGGACUACACUUCUCUGUCUGUGUUUCUCAAGUGCAGUUUCAGCUGCACCUCUUGGGCCUUUCUUCAAUUACCUUCCUCAGUAUGAUAUUCCAAGACAAGCAGGUCCUACCACACAGGUUAACAACGUCCCAUACACACAGGCUGGCUUCAAUGGCCCCGUCAGCAUGGAAAUAGUAUUUCCCCAGAGGUACCCCGCUAACCCGGCAGGAGGGCGGCCAAAUGGACCAGUGUAUCCAUCACAAGCUUUCAUCAAGUACUCCUUACCCAAAAUCCCAGGCCGGAAGAGCGUGGAAGUGUAUUACCCUUAUGACUUUGGGCAACAGCAGCAGAACUUCCCAACCAUCCCUCAAAUGCCUCCAACAACAAAUCUUUUCCCAUUCAACCUCCCACCACAAACGAUUCCUCAGCAACCUCCUCAGAUCCCACCAUUCCAGCCCGGACCUCUUCUACCACAAGAAACAGUGCAGCAGCAGCAGCAGCAGCAGCAGGCAGCCCAGCAGCAGGAGCAACAGGCCCAGGCAGGAGGAACUUUACCAUGAAUGAAUGACCUGGAGUUUUUUUCUGGUGGUUUAUACAGUCACUGCUAUAUUUAACAAGUCAUUAAAAGGCAUUUAAAAGCAUUAUAUUUUGUUAUAAAGAUGCACAGAGACAAAAGUAAAGCAUUGUAAUUGUAAUUGCCGCUUUGUAAUUGUAUUGUAAUUGCCGCAUUUUCCGUGACAAUCCCAUUACAGUGAUUACAAUGACUUAACUGAA